Molecule: messenger RNA, 3890 nt
Organism: Amblyraja radiata (thorny skate)
Lineage: Eukaryota; Metazoa; Chordata; Chondrichthyes; Rajiformes; Rajidae
Gene: rassf1
Product: Ras association domain family member 1
Exons: 7
Coding region: 193-1446 (417 amino acids)
Biological process (GO): Ras protein signal transduction
Cellular component (GO): nucleus; microtubule cytoskeleton
Source: RefSeq, a predicted model, not a curated record
UUGGAGCAGCGGGCCAGAGAGCGGCCACUUGGUCCGGGACAGCGCCAGAUGCAACUUCAACCACAAACUGGGCUGAGUUACGCUGCAAUUCAAACCCUGGGAUACGUUUCAAACCCAGGCUGAAACUUCCCUGCUGGAGUUUCCUCUUGUCUUUCUCGCGGCGUCAGACCCUCUCCCCGUCUCCUGCCUCUCAUGGCUGAGUUGAUAGAGCUGCGAAAUCUAAGGGACAGCAAGCGGGCGGACGAGGCUCCUAGCCCCGGCGGCACCAAGUCACUCUGUCGCUCACCGGGCUUGGAGAGGACCAACGCCAUGAGGAUCAACCCGAGGGUGCGGGCGGCGAGCGGCAAGGACCGGGGCAAGAGCACCAGUGAGUCGGGGAAGAAGCGCCUGUUGCUGGUGGAGCAGGACCCCAGGUUGACGGCGAGAGCGGGGGAAGGACACGACUUCAGCCCCUGCACCCAGACCCAGCCCAGCUGGUGCGACCUUUGCGGCGACUUCAUCUGGGGACUCUACAAGCAAAGUCUACAGUGCGCGAACUGCAAGUUCCGGUGCCACUACCGCUGUCAAUCCCUGAUCCAGCUGGACUGUAACCGGCCAAAGGUCAAGAAGUCGAACCUCGCGGACGGCACAGAACAGGCACUCGAGCAAGACACCAAUGUGAUGACGUGGACCAGCACUAGCAGCAGUGGUUACUGCAGUCAGGAGGAAGACGCGGAGUUCGAACAAUUCUUCACUGCUAGGACCUCCUUCAUUAAGAAACCCAGAAAGUACAAGGAUGAAUACAUUAACUGGGAGAAGCAGGUCCUUACACGUGAUGAAAUCGGAACCAAGAUUCGAGAAUACAACUCGCAGAUCAACAGCGAUCUCGUGAUGACCCUGAAUAAUGAUGGAACAUACACAGGAUUCAUAAAGGUGCAGAUGAAAUUGGUGAGGCCAAUCUCUGUCUCUGCAAACAUGAAGCCUCAAUCCAUUUACGAUGCUAAGAAGUCGACAGCGUCGGCGCGGCCGCAGUCAAUAAAGCGGCGCACGUCCUUCUACCUCCCAAAAGACACUGUGAAGCAUUUGCACAUCAGCAGCCACACAAAGGCCAGUGAGGUGAUCAAAGCUCUGCUCAACAAGUUCAUGGUGGUGGACAAUCCUCGCAAGUUUGCCCUGUUCGAGCGGAUUGAGAAAGAGGAUCAAGUUUAUACUCGGAAAAUUUCUGAUGAUGAACACCCCUUGUACCUUAGAUUGUUGGCUGGGCCGGAUGAGAAGAUGUUAAGUCUUGUCCUGAAAGAGAAUGAGACAGGAGAAGUGAACUGGGACGCCUUCUCUGUACCAGAGUUGCAGAACUUCCUGCGAAUUCUUCAGCGCGAGGAGGAGGAACACAUCAGGCAGAUGUUUGGGAAGUAUGCCCGGUGCCGGCAGAAGAUGCAAGAGGAACUUGCGAACCGCUCACCAGGCUGACUGGAGGCUCUCGUCACCACGUGAUGAGAGAGAGAGAGAGAACGAGAACGAGAGAAUGAGGGGGGGAAAUAAAAAAUAUUGUGCAUGCGCUCACAUGUAUGAAUGUGAGAAGGUCUUGAAUUAAUGUUACCUGGCUUGGCUAGGAACAAAGUACGAACUGUGGAGAACACAAGUUGUGAGUGGGGUUACUAUGAGCUGAGUGGGAUAUUGUGUGGUAUACAAGCUCUGCCUGACAUUAACAAGUGCGAAUGAGACCUUUACUGAUGCUGAACUGAACAGUUGAGGGCAAUUUGUGGAAUGUUUCUGUGCAAGGAAAAAAGUCCCUUUGUCCUGUUAAUCUGAGCAGUGCCAGUGUAGAUGAAUGUACAGAGCUCCAUAAUUUGAAGUUUCCAUAAAUUAUCUGAAUACUUCAUUCAAUAGUGUGGCAUUAUGUAAGAUGGGGGCAAGGGUCCUGGCACAAUUUCUUUGUUUCUUAUAUUGCAUUCUCAUCAACCACCAAGACCUCUUAAUGCACUGAUGUAUACUGAUAUGUAUGUAUUAUAGAUAAUGAUUCUAAGGACAUUUCAUUAUGGAAUUGAUGGGAUUCCGUGUAGGUGAAAAUUAUUCACCAAAGCCGGAUAACAGGACAGGGGGUAAAGUUGGUGAACAAAGACUUGGGUGCUUAAGCAAAAGGCAGUGGCAUUGAGAUAUUUCCUUUCAAUCUCCUACCUUCAUUAAUACAUCCACCCUCUCACACCAAUGCCAGCUGAAAGCAAAAUAGUAGGAUCGGGGACAAGGUGACAUUGUUUCUGUCGGUCAGAAUGUAGCACAUGAUGCAUUUGAAAGAGGGAGAGAAUCUGAUUUAAGGAGUGGAAUUGUAUUUGGGCUUUUGGAGUGGAGCAUAGGCUUGGCCCAGUGUGAGUCCAGCCUAUAGGGGAUACAGAUUAGAAUGGUGGCAUUGAGAGGGGGGAGCUGGCCUGGUAUGGAUGAUAUGAGUGAGAUGACCACCUUGCAGUGGAUAGAAUUGAUUUGCGGACCAACAAUGCAGUGUAGCGAGUAUGAGAAUUAGAUCAGUGUGUUUGAUGAAUUGUUUGGGGCGGGUGUGGGACUGGAUUGUUGAAAGGGCAGUGAGUCUGAGGUUUGAGAAGGGAGGGUGGGAAAGAAAGGUUUUGGCUUAGAAUGGGGCUAAUGAGUGGAAACCAGCAGGCUAGGUUGCACUUGAGUGAGAAGUUCGUAGCGAUUCUUGUUUAUUUUAUGGCAAAGGUUAGAAUUAAUACAAUUUAGUUUUGGUUGGAGUAAUCACUGUCAGAGGACAUUUGAAUUCAAGGCUGCAAUUAAAUAGCAGAAUACAGAUCUGGACACACCUCAAUGCUAAAUUGACUAGGCAGGUAUACAUUUGUUGGAUGUAUCUAGUUAGCAAUAAGUUUGUUCUAAGUCAGAGUAAUUCAAAGAAAUGCCUCUUAGAAUAGAUACCCAUUUCCCAAUGGCUAUGGGUGAAUGUUGGGACUUGUGUAUCAUGGAGUUGAGCUUAAAAUCCCCGGUCUGAGUUGAUUUAGCCUGGGCAAAGAAAAUAAAAAUAAUUUAAGAAAUACUGCAGAUGCUGGAAUCUGAAAUGAAAGACCGAAAAUGUUAUAAGCACUCAGCCGGUCAGACAGCAUUGGUAGAAAUGAAAAAGUUAAUUUUUCAGAGUUACAGGAGACUACGGAUUCUGGAAAUUUAAGCCAAAACAAAGUGCUGGAGGAACUCUGGUCUGAAUAAGUGUCCUGACCUGACACAUCGUCUGUCUAUUCCCUCCACAGAUGUUGCCAGACCCCCUGAGUUCCUGCAGCAAUUGUUUUAUUGCAUUUUAUUUUCAGGUCACUAAUCUGCAACAGAAUGGGUGGAAAAGAAAACAUGUUGUUUUUUUGUCCACAGUUCUGAGGGUAGGUCUCCUACCUGAAACACUGUAUUUUUCUCAAUCUGACGUUGCCUGAUCUGUUGAAUGUUCUGGUAUUUUCUAAACAGAUUUAGAUUAGCUGUGUUACAAGUUGUAAGCUUGAUGCAGUUGGUUUAGUUAUAAAUUACUCAUGAUUGCAGGGUGGUAAUUCAUGGAAAGUUUCACCAUGUGAAUUGAAGGCUCAGAUUUGGCUGUAACACUACAGUUGAUGGGAUUCCGUGCAGGUGAGAAUUAUUGACUGGUAGCUGAGCUUAUGGAAAAAGUGGGUGAGGUGUGGAGGAGGCACAACACAGGCAGAUGUGAUGAUGUGGAACUGCCUGCAUUGCUUUUCACGCAGUUCUGUGUUAAUCUAAUCGAAAAGCAUGACCUGACAUCCCGAAUGAUAUGGACAAUUACCAGCAGUCCAAGAGAAAUGGCUCGUUGUUUGAGCUUGUGCCAUGAUCUGAGCUGAAAUAGUUCACCCUAACCAAAUGAGUUUAUAAAUUAUAUUUGUAUUUUAACUUUUAUUCAAUAAAAUGUGAAAAGAGUA